CCUCCUCCACUGGUACUUCUGUGUCUGCCGCCGGUCCACAGAUGAAACGGACAUUGUUUUCGUGAUACACGUUCUGUGAGGCGCGCGUCGGCCUCGUGUGAAAGCCUCAUCUCACGGAUCCCUCGCGCCUCGUCGUCCCCGGUUCGCCCUUCAGCGACGUCGCCGCGCGUCCCCGCGCCCCCCCCCCCCCACCUCCGCCCGUCAGCCGCUGCGCAUCGGCGAAAUAUGCAGGAUGAGCCGGUGCGGCUGACAACCACGAAAAUACCCGCGUCGAGCGAGGAGAGGGACAGCCCCGAGUCCGGCGCGCGGCCGAACCGAGCCGACGGCUCGCUCACGCCGGAUUACAGCCGCCGCGGAGCUUUCCCCGGUUGCGCGCGACGCCGCCGUCCUUGCGCUGCGCAGUCCGCCCGUGACCUUCAGCCGCGCGGCCGGAAGAGGCGCCAGCAGCAGUCGUCGAGCCGGCGCACCGAGUCUUCCAGCGCCGCGGAGUCGCCCCCGACGCCCCGGGGACCCGUCAGCCACCUGCCGCGGAGGCGGCCCGACCGCCGCGGCUCCCCGGAGGCCGCGGCCGAACCCGAUGCUGCGUCGCCUUCGCCCGCUCCCGUGAGUCCCGACGCGGUCCAGAUGGACUCGUCCGUCGCCCACCAGAUGAGUAACGGCACUGGCACCGCCGGCAACGUGCCGCCCGGAGGCCUCGGCGCCGCGUUCCCGAACCUCCCCGCCCAGGAGCUGCAGAGCGCCGGCUCGUCCCCCGGGUUCGGCGCGCCGUGGUCCGUCCAGACCAGCUCCCCGCCCCCGCCCGCAUCCAACUCCACCAACCACCACCAGGUGCACGCGAACGCCAUCGACCAGGUGGGCAACGCGGACCCCGACAGCGGCUUCUACCCCGGCAUCCCGCCCUCCGUCAACCCGGCCUUCUUCCAGAGCUUCUCCCCGGUGGCGGCUAAUCCGUGCGCCGGGAUUAACGCGCAGGGCUUCGGCGGUGCCUUCUCGCCGCAGAUGAACGUGCCGCAGCAGGCGCAGAGUCGCCGGUCCCCGGUCAGCCCCCAGAUGCACCCGCAGCAGGGCGCCUUCCUGCAGCAGAGGAACAACUACAACCAGCACCAGCCCAUGGGGAAGCAGCAGUCUCCGUGGGGGGGUCACCAGGGGAACGGCUGGGGCUCCGGCGGGAUGUCCUGGGGCCGGGACCACCGCAGGGGGAGCGGCGUGGGCGGACCCGGCUCGGGGGGGCACCACGUCUCGCCCCUGAAGAAGGCCUUCUCCAGCAACAUCAUCGCCCCGCCCAAGUUCCCACGCUCCGCCGGCUCGCUGGGGCCCAAGUCCUGGAUGGAGGAGAACCUGUUUCGCACCGACGGCAACAGCAACACCUUGUUGCCCCUGCAGGAGCGCAGCCGGAUGUACGACAGCCUGAACAUGCACUCCCUGGAGAGCUCGCUCAUCGACAUCAUGCGGGCCGAGCAGGACCCCAUGAAAGGCCGCGUUGGAUGCCCUAACCCCGGGGCCGACGGCCUCCUCAUGCUCAACGCCCGGAGCUACGGGAGACGUCGAGGUCGCUCCUCCCUCUUCCCCAUUGACGACAACCUCCUCGACGACGGCCACGGCAACCAGGGCGUCCCGGGAGUCCACGGCCCCCACGGCUGUUACCCCCACCAGAACGGGGAGCGCGUGGAGCGCUUCUCCCGCAAGGUGUUCGUGGGCGGCCUGCCCCCCGACAUCGACGAAGAUGAAAUCACCUCCAGCUUCCGCCGCUUCGGUCACCUGGUGGUGGACUGGCCGCACAAAGCAGAGAGCAAGUCCUACUUCCCCCCCAAAGGUUACGCCUUCCUGCUGUUCCAGGAGGAGAGCUCGGUUCAGGCUCUGAUUGAGGCCUGCAUGGAGGAGGACGGGAAGCUGUACCUGUGCGUCUCCAGUCCCACCAUCAAGGACAAACCCGUGCAAAUCCGCCCGUGGAACCUGAGCGACAGCGACUUUGUGAUGGACGGGUCUCAGCCCCUCGAUCCCCGCAAGACCAUCUUUGUGGGAGGCGUCCCUCGCCCCCUGAGAGCGAUUGAGCUGGCCAUGAUCAUGGACCGCCUGUACGGCGGCGUCUGCUACGCCGGCAUCGACACCGAUCCGGAGCUCAAGUACCCGAAGGGGGCGGGGCGAGUGGCCUUCUCCAAUCAGCAGAGUUACAUCGCCGCCAUCAGCGCCAGAUUCGUCCAGCUGCAGCACGGCGACAUCGACAAGCGGGUGGAGGUGAAGCCCUACGUCCUGGACGACCAGCUGUGCGACGAGUGUCAGGGCGCUCGCUGCGGGGGCAAAUUCGCCCCCUUUUUCUGCGCCAACGUCACCUGCCUGCAGUACUACUGCGAGUUCUGCUGGGCCAACAUCCACUCCCGGGCCGGGCGGGAGUUCCACAAGCCGCUGGUCAAAGAGGGGGCGGACCGGCCGCGCCAGAUCCACUUCCGCUGGAACUAGAGACCCCCGCGCCCUCCCCCCCGCCCCCCGCUGUCCCAAGCUAUCAGUGUAAUCCAGUACGUAACACUAUACAGAAUAUACUACACGCCUAUAUAUCUAUGUGGAUAUAUAGACGUGUAUAUAUCUAUAUCUAUAUAUAUAUAUAUAUCUUUUUGUAGCAGCCGAACACCACAAGCCUCAGUUUUUCACCAAAACUCCCCCCACAUCUCAGGCUCUGACAGCUCGACGACUCUUUUGUGGUACUUUCAUCUUUUCUAAGAGGAGAUUUGAAGAAGAAGAAGAAGAAGAGAAAAAAAAGAGAGAUUGAUUUUUGUAGGUUUUUUAAUUGUUAUUAUUUUUGUAUGUGAGAUUUAAAGUAGAUAUGGGAAUGUUUUUUUGUUGCAUGGCCGACAGCUUGUCUGUUCGUCUGCUGCUAUAGCCGCCCCAGGUGUGUGUGUGUGUGUGUGUGUGUGUGUGUGUGUGUGUGUGUGUAGCGCACACCCACGUUCCCGGGGGGGAAAAAAGACCUUGAUUCCCUCACGUUAACCAAAGGUAGCAAAGAAAGAGACACAUAGAAAACGUCGCAUCCACACGUUUCUCUCCGGCAAAACAAACAUUUGUUCUUGCCGAUCUUCUUCCUAGAGAGUUUUAUUAAAAACUAAAAUACGUCUGCGCUCACACUGACCCACAGAGGGACACCUGAAGAUCCUGUUACCGUAUUCAACAGUUAUACUCCACAAGCUACUUUGGAAGCUUUGCUGCUAUAUAUACAUAUAUAUAUGAAUAGCUGUGUAGGUGUUAUAUUCAAUGUAUAAACCAGAGGUGCAGUGUGCACUCGGCCGCUGUGCAUGUUGUGACAAUGGGCGACGCUACACAAAUAGCAUGUAGGGUAGAAUUUACACAAAAACUAAAAACAAACCACUGAAAUCAUGACUGGGGACAAAAAGUAGCACGGGCAUCUUUUACAGAUGCCUAAGAGUGAAAAAGAAAAUGUGACAAAGGAGUAGGAAAAAAAAAGAACCGUAUAUAAACUUGCAUGCGUUGGUGUUUAUCUGUCGUCUGAUCGUUUACAUACUUAACGAUAAAAAGUGACGUUGGUCCUCGCGCAGCGGAGGAGAAAAGCGGAGUGGCGUUCAGUGGUUUGUGUCUUUGUCGUCAUGUGACUGUUCGUAGUGUAGACUGAGGCUCUAGUUUGUUGGACCUUCUAGAAUCCCCCGGCGUGUGAAGUUAAAGCGUCUCCUCUCCGCCGCUCGUUCGUCUCCUUUUGGUUUGCGCCCCCUUUGCGUUGCUCUCGGGUGUGAAGAAAAAAGAAUAAAGACACAAAUGUAACCACGGGGACGGUCUCCCUGUGAGGACGGAGCGCCCGGCCGUCCGCUCGGUACUGCACCGGUGUGUCCUCGCAGUUUUUCUCGUGGUCGCGCUGCUCGUUGUCGGUGUCCAGGCGCCACGUGUACCGUUACCAAACACUGAGACUCUAGUACUCUGUUUGUGUACAAAUACUUACCCAUCACUGGCCCUUUAAUACCUUGUUUUUCUGUUCUUUUUGUAUUAUGCACUAAUUUUCUAUACCCCCACUUUACCCCCCCCCCCCCUUAAGUGAUUUUAAGCGUCCACUUAUUUAUGACCCUAAAGAAGAUUUAUCAAAUUGUUUUAUUUUUUCAUGAUUACUUAUUUAAGAUGUAGCGUGAAGCAGUGGUCUUAAGUUAUCUGUGUUCUGUAUGAGUAGAGCAGAAAAAUCCAAUAUUUUCUAAUAUAUUCUAAUGUAGUCUGGAUGUUGUGAGGACCGCGGGUGUGGGGGGGGGGGAUGUCAGAGUGGCGUCCCGCACUUAAUUGAGGACGUAAAAGACGUAAUUGAGGGGAAAGUUAAAGAGUAACUAAACCACGACUAGAAAACAAUGUACAAAUCCUGACAAUUUGGUGUAGUAUUUGAACUAUUUGUGUGAUAUAUAUAUAUAUAUAUAUAUCAAAUGUUCCCGGCUUUUGGCUGGUUGUUACCCUUUCAAUUGGCCUGCGUAUCGCCGAAGCUGCUCUCUAGACGGUAUAAAAUAGGUGUAUCGGCGGCGCGAGGCCCCUCCCUCAAUUACGCAUAACUUUAAACCGUAAUGCCGUUGAAGCGGGCGAGUGAUGUAUGAACCGUCCUCGUUGAGCGAUUCCAGCUAGAGGAGCCUGAACCGUGUUCUCUGCCAGGCAGGAAACACGUUUGUUCCUGCUGCAAAGUGUUUUAAGAUGGAGGUCAAUAGACGUAUACACAGCAUACACGUAGCUAGCGCUGCCUAGCAUGCUAGCACACAUAGGCUCAAACGCGUAACAACAGCCAGCAUGCUAGCUAACGUACGGCAGCAUGCUAGCUAACGUACGGCAGCAUGUUAGCUAACGUACGGCAGCAUGCUAGCUAACGUACGGCAGCAUGCUAGCUAACGUACGCCAAUUGAAAGAGGAAACGGACAUCUUGAAACAGUCAUUUCAAAAACAACAAAUUUUGGAUAAAUGUGGAAAGACAACCGGCUAGAUACUAAAUGAGUGAAAUAUGCUGAAUCAAGCGCAUCGCUCUCCCUGGAUAAAGAGUUUGUGCACAGAUUGUGAUUCCACACCGACUACGGACAAAAUUAGCUGACGAAAGACGCAACUAAAGUGUGGGAUUUAGUUACUCUUUAAAUAGCGAGCCCCCCUCCCCCCCGUGUGGCUUUAGUUCUCAUAAACAUGUUUGAAUAUCAUCACCUGUAACACUUGACUCGUGCUGUUUUUGUGAGGUUGUAUUUUCUAUGUUUUAACACUGUUACUUUGUCCUGUUUGCGUCGUUGUUUUUGUAAAAAAUCAUAUUUAUUUCACUAUUUUUGUAGACAAAAAAAACUAUUUGAUUUUGAUUGUAUUUUUCUAUUUAAAUAGGAAUUAUUAUUCAAUUUAAUCCCCCACUUUGCUAAUUAUGUCCAGAAGUUCUGUUCAGAGACAAAGAAUCAUGUCAUCAGCUACAACAACAUCCACGUUUUUGAUAACACAGUUGACAUUUUCAUUUGAAGGAAGGAAACACAAAGAAGGUUUUAUCAUUUUCUUGGAAGACACUUGAGAUUCUCCCCUGUUGCAUCGAGGCCCCGGCUGCCCGUCCUCGCAGAUGCUCUGAAACUUGAAUAAAUAACACAUUUUGAAAGGCUGACUAACCUCGAAUCUGUGUUGUGAUGUGCAAUACUGUUUCUAAUGUUUGUAUAAAAAGUAAGAACUACAGUGUAAACCUUUUUAAUGCAGAUUUAUUUUUUUCAUUGCAUAUUUUGCAGAUUUCUGAUCCACAGUGUCAUUUUUUACUGUCAGAAAAAAUAAAAACCCCGUUUUUUCAUUGCAACUAUUUUUAAAUCCAGAUAUCUUUGUACUGAUGUAAAUGAUUGUAGUUAUUUUGGAUAGUGUUUUGCUAACAAAAGGAGAGACUUUUUCAUGCAUAUUUCUAUUUUCAUUUCAUCUUGUUUUCUCCCAUGUUUUAUUUUGUUUAAUAGUAGCAGAGUUCUUGGAAUCAUUUUUUUCAUAUCUAAAUGUCAUCGGUAUCAUUUUGUAUUUUUAUGUGGAAAUUCACUAUAUAUAAUAUUAUGAUGCUAAGAUAUUAUUUAGAGUUUUAAUUCUUUUUAAAGCUUUCUAUUUGUAAUUGUAUUGUCAAAGCUACUAAUUUCUAAAUCUAAAAGUUUGUGUAUUGAUUCACAAAAGUGGUUUAUGAGGUGUUUGGAUUGUAAUUAUUACUGAAUGGUUCUUUGAUAUGCAAAAUGAAUAUCAUGUUUAUUUUUAUUCUGUUGGUUUUGUAUUUAAAUGGGGUGUUGAUUACAAUCUUGUUUUUCCUUUCACUUCCUGAAUAAAGACCCAUUCUGUUUGGACACAA
Molecule: messenger RNA, 6292 nt
Organism: Gasterosteus aculeatus aculeatus (three-spined stickleback)
Lineage: Eukaryota; Metazoa; Chordata; Actinopteri; Perciformes; Gasterosteidae
Gene: cpeb2
Product: cytoplasmic polyadenylation element binding protein 2
Biological process (GO): negative regulation of cytoplasmic translation
Cellular component (GO): nucleus; neuron projection; synapse
Molecular function (GO): ribosome binding; mRNA regulatory element binding translation repressor activity; mRNA 3'-UTR binding
Source: RefSeq, a predicted model, not a curated record